Molecule: messenger RNA, 2508 nt
Organism: Anopheles merus
Lineage: Eukaryota; Metazoa; Arthropoda; Insecta; Diptera; Culicidae
Product: flocculation protein FLO11-like
Exons: 4
Source: RefSeq, a predicted model, not a curated record
CUUCCACCCUCACAUUUACAUCCGCUCUCGCUCUCUUUCUCUCCGCUCUCUGCUCCACUCACAUCCCUCGACUCCCCUAUCCUUCCCCACGGUGUGCAGGUGUUCGUGGUACUGUGUGCGCUGGUACUGGUUGGCGGGGCGCUGGGUGAAGCGGCACUCGGCAACUACUACAAGGACGUCGUGCGGGAGCAGCACGAACUGAUCAAUGAGAUGAAUCAAAACUUUACCGAGCUGGAGCGGGCGAGCGAAAAGCUGAUCGAUCUCGGGUUCUACGUCGGCAAGCACAAGCUGCCCCCGAAAACGGUCAAGAUCACGAAAACGGUGGCGGUCCAGGUGCCGGUACCGUUCCCGGUGAAGGUACCGGAACCGGUCCCGGUGCCGGUUCCGGUCGCCAAGCCCGUCCCGGUGCCCGUCCCGACGCUCGUCGCCGUACCGGUCGAGAGUACGGUGGCGACCGUGGCCUCCUCCCCGACCGACGACGGCGGGCGUCCGAGUCCGUCGGCCGAGCCGGCGGACGCGGACCCAGCGUCGUCGCAGGUGCACGCGAGCACGGCCCAGGAGGUCCAAGAGUACGUACACUCGUUUCCCAUACACUCUGUAUACGACGCUGGCGACGAUUACAAUCCCAUGGAAGGAAACCGUCUCGCACUAGCGGAACACACUGCAUCCCCUACUGAGAGCACGUUCAGUAAACCAAGUCCUUCUUCACUUCAACAGUUGGAAGAAUACCACCCAAAGUACUACCAUUCCCACCAGCGCCCCUCCGCACAGCAGCCGAAGCAGCAGCAUCCUCAGCAGCAUCGUAAGCCAACGGCGCCGGGACUGGAUCAGGCCGCGGAACAGUACCACCGGGGACGCACCGGGGACCAACGAUAUGGCGGUGGUGCUCAAGUUCAAGCCGGUGCGCAUCCGGCUGGCCAGUACGGACCUGAGCCUGAUGCGCUCCAGCCGGCGGCCGAGCCGUAUGACUUCGGCAUUGACGCUAGCCAACUCCACUCGGCCGCGUUCGCCCGUGCCCCGGAUACGCCCUAUACCGCUGCGGCAGGCGUCGCCGGAGGCAAAUCUGCAUCGGCUGCGCCGUCAGCGCCAUCGGCCAUCGGUGAGGGCAGCAGCGACUCCAGCAGCGAGGAAGAUUCCCGGCUCACCAAUACGAUCGAGGAGUCGGUGGAAGAGUCACAGUCGCUGGAGGAGUCGGAGGAUCGGGAGAAUCUGGACGAAUAUCAGGAUCUGACGGAGGAGCUGGACUCGCUGGAGCAAAUGUCGGAGGAGUCGGAGGAGCUGGCCCCGAAACCGGUUCGCACUCGUACGUCCAGUACGUCGAAGACGCGGCACUCCAAGCGCACGCCCAAGUCGAAGAAGUACCGCGCUACCAAAGUGAAGGCGAAACGCGACUCCAGGCAGGGUUCGAAGCGGGAUUCCAGGCCGGGCUCGAAACGACACACCAAGCGGGACUCGAAGCGGGAUUCCAGGCCGGCCUCGAAGCGGACCAAGAAGCCCAAAAAGCCUACGACCACAACGACCGUACGCCCCGUCCAUUCCAAACCGUACGGGAGUCGUACCCACGGUAUGAGAAGCCCGAUACUGCCCGCUAUCAACCCUCGCAGUCCUCCGCGGGAGACGCACGAGGCAGUGCCGGCGGCGUCCUAUCAGAAGCCUACGAUCACCCAGCUUUUGCCAAGUCGCACCGACCUGCUGCUGCAACCGGACCCGUACCAACCGCUGCCACCGUUACCUCCACCGCCACCACCCACGGUUACCCGGUACCGGGGGAACGGUCCCUUUACCCGUCGCUAUCCACCGCGGGCCACCAUCAUACGCAUCCACAUCCAGCGCACCUACCGGGGGAAGCGCAUCAAGAUCUUCGUGAUCAAGCCCACCACGACAACCACGACGACGACGGCGCCGGAUCUUCUGGACAACUCCGAUUUCCCUUCUACCACGCCACCAAACACGAUCCCCAUCUUGUACGGGCUGGCGUCGAAUCGUAUCGUGCAGGCGGUGCCUCUUCCACAGGACCAUCCUAUCAGCUCCGCCAGCAGCGCCAGCUACCACAGCGAGCACGGAGCCGAUCAGUUUGGCCAGCAGUACAAGGGCAGCUACUCCGCCAAGCCCACCGUCUACAGUGUCCCCAGCGACGCACACCUCUAUCCAGAGUACGGCGGAAGCCACAGCGACAACCACCAUCAAGGAGGUGGACACGACGACCACGGUACUAGCGGCAAGUUCCACUAUCACUUCCACAAUGUCCACCCAAUCGGAGGUGGUAAUUCCGACCACCAGCAGCAGCAGCAGUCCUCCGCCAGUGAGCACCACUACACAGCCGUCCACGGAGGGCACGCCAGCGCCGAGUACGGCGGUGGUGCUGCCGGACCGGACGGAAGUGUCGUAAGCUCGUACGAUCCACCUGCCAGCGGCAGCGCGUUCCACUUCCACGACGACGCAUCGGCGGCCGCUUCGAGCGAUAUGUACGCAGGGGCGUCGACCCAGUACGGUCACUCCUCGCCAUGA